Messenger RNA from Micropterus dolomieu (smallmouth bass), 1476 nucleotides. RefSeq names its product fascin actin-bundling protein 2a, retinal (gene fscn2a). Lineage: Eukaryota; Metazoa; Chordata; Actinopteri; Centrarchiformes; Centrarchidae. Gene Ontology annotation, biological process: cell migration; establishment or maintenance of cell polarity; actin filament bundle assembly. The transcript is spliced from 5 exons. Gene Ontology annotation, molecular function: protein-macromolecule adaptor activity; actin filament binding. The coding region runs from base 1 to 1476 and encodes 491 amino acids. Gene Ontology annotation, cellular component: actin cytoskeleton; cytoplasm. The record is from RefSeq and is a predicted model, not a curated record.
AUGCCAACAAACGGAAUUAACAAGGCCCUGAAGCUGCAGUUUGGCCUCAUCAACUAUGAGAAUCGCUACCUGACGGCGGAGGCCUUUGGCUUCAAGGUGAACGCCUCGGGCAUCAGCAUGAAGAAGAAACAGAUCUGGACAUUAGAGCAGGAUGAGCAAGAUGGCCAAGUAGUGUUCCUCCGUAGCCACCUGGGACGCUAUCUGGCUUCUGACAAAGAUGGGAAGAUCAUAUGUGGUGCAGAGAAGCCUGACCCUGAAUGCCGUUUCCUUAUUGUGCCCCAAUCUGACGGGCGCUGGGCGCUGCAAUCGGAGCCUUACCUGCGUUACUUUGGAGGCUCGGCUGACUACCUGUCCUGCUUUGCCCAAGUCAUUGGAGAACAAGAGCUGUGGGCUGUCCACUUGGCUUUACACCCGCAGGCCAGCCUGCUCAGUGUGGCACGUAAGCGCUAUGCCCAUCUGUCUUCUUCAGAUGGAGAGAUUUCAGUGGACAGCAACAUCCCCUGGGGAGUGGACUCCCUGGUCACCUUGGUAUACAUGGACGGCAAGUACAGCCUGAAGACUUGUGACAGCCGUUUCCUCAGCAAUGAUGGCAAACUGGUGAAGGAGAACACCAAUACUACUAGCUUCACACUGGAGCUGAAAUCUGGCAAGCUGGCCUUUAAAGACUGUGAUGGGAAAUAUCUUACCCCAGUGGGUCCCACAGGAACGCUACGAUCUGGCCGAUGCUCCAAACCUGGAAAAGAUGAGCUGUUUGAUCUCGAGGAGAGUCAUCCACAAGUUGUUUUUCAAGCCGCAAAUAAAAGAUUUGUCUCGGUCAAACAAGGAGUGAGUAUUUCAGCCAAUCAGGAUGUGGAGACAGACAUGGAGACCUUCCAGAUGGAGAUUGAUAAGGAGAGCAAAAAGUCUAUGUUCAGGACCAAUGGCGGAUCCUACUGGACUUUAGUGACUCACGGAGAGAUCCAGUCCACCGCUACAGAAGUAGAGGUCAACACAAUGUUUGAAAUUGAGUGGCGAGGACAGAGGGUGGCACUUAAAGCAAGUAAUGGAAAGUAUGUGUGUACAAAGAAGAACGGGCAGCUCUCAGCCGUCAGCGAUACAGUGGGGGAAGAUGAAUUGUUCCUGAUGAAACUCAUCAACCGCCCUAUGCUGAUCCUUAGUGGAGAGAAUGGCUUUGUGUGUCACCACAAGAACUCUAACACUCUGGACGCAAAUCGAUCUGUCUAUGACAUUUUCUCAUUGAUCUUCAAUGAUGGCGCAUACAAUGUAAAAAGUGUGAACGGAAAGUUCUGGUACGUCUCUAGCAAUGGCCUAGUGUGCUCAGACGGAGAGAAGCCAGAGGACUUUUUCCUUGAGUUCCUGGAACACGGACGCAUCGCAAUCAAGGGCUCUAAUGGCAAGUACCUUCGUGGAGACCAGGGAGGUACGCUUAUGGGUGAUGGUACAACUGUUGACGCAUCUUCUCUUUGGGAGUACUGA